GCACUGCCUGUUUCUCCUAGCGCGAACUGCUGGGUUUCAGCCUGCGAGUUUGCAGCUGUGGGAGGAGAUGCAGGAGGCGGGUGGAUGGUGCGUUUGCUGGUGAGGUGGAGGCGGCUCAGCAUGAGCACCUGGGAGUCCGGGAAGGCGCUGGGGGUGCCCACGGUUCCCCUUUCCAAUGGCUUAAAUAUCCCCGUAUUGGGGCUGGGAACAUCCCAUCAAGGUGGCUACUCCCAUGAUGCUGUGAUGUAUGCACUUCAAAAAUGUGGCAUUCGUCAUAUUGACACAGCUAAGAGAUAUGGCUGUGAAUCAUACCUGCAGAAGGCUAUCGAGAAUUGUGGUGUAAAGCGGGAGGAUCUCUGGAUAACUACCAAACUCUGGCAUACAGACUAUGGCUACGAGAACACUAAACAAGCCUGUUUAGAGUCCUGCAAGAGACUUGGCGUGGAGUAUCUAGAUCUUUACUUGGUGCAUUGGCCUGAUGCACAGGUGCCUGGGAAAAGCAAUAGAAAGGUCAGAGCAGAGACCUGGCGAGCCAUGGAGGAGCUGUAUGAGAAAGGUUUCUGCCGAUCUAUUGGAGUAAGCAACUUCCUCAUUGAUCAUUUGGAGCAGCUAAAGGAAGACUGCCAGGUAACUCCACAUGUAAAUCAGGUUGAAUAUCAUCCUUUCCAAAGGCCUCAGGAAUUAGUGGAUUACUGCCGAAGCAGGAAUAUUGUUUUCGAAGGCUAUUGCCCACUAGCUAAAGGUGAAGCACUUCAUCACCCUAACAUAGUUCAGCUUGCAAAGAAAUAUGGCAGAACUCCAGCCCAAAUCUGUAUACGCUGGAGCAUACAGAAUGGCAUUGUCACUAUUCCAAAGUCUACAAAACCAGAGAGGGUCCAGGAAAACUGUCAGGUCUUUGAUUUUAGGCUCGAAAAAGAAGAUAUGGAGUGUUUAGACUCAAUGAACAUCAACAGAAAACUGAUCCACCUUACCUACCCAUUAUGGAAAGGAUAAUCUUGAACAAAGUUGUUGCAGAUUGCAGUAGUUCAAAACAUGAUAUCUGGACUGCCUCAAGUCUGUCUCCACCAUUUUGCUUUAAUGUAUUCUGAGCGGCUGCAAAUGACACAUGAUGAAUACUGCAUGCACAAACCUAUCUUAUUAACAAAUUAUUUAGGGCAACCUAAUGUUCCCAUCUUCCAAUCACACAAAAGUACUUUUUGGAAAAUGGUGAUUCAUUCUUCAGCUCAGCUAGAUCUGGGUAAAAUUGACAUUGUUGAAGUCAGCUACAGUCCUGUGAUUCUAGCCAUGUGUGAGACAAAUGGAGUUUGCCACUGGAUGCUGUAAAAAAUAAAUGGUCUGCUUAAUUUAAGGUC
Molecule: messenger RNA, 1352 nt
Organism: Elgaria multicarinata webbii
Lineage: Eukaryota; Metazoa; Chordata; Lepidosauria; Squamata; Anguidae
Exons: 7
Coding region: 85-993 (302 amino acids)
Molecular function (GO): oxidoreductase activity
Source: RefSeq, a predicted model, not a curated record